Molecule: messenger RNA, 530 nt
Organism: Drosophila subobscura
Lineage: Eukaryota; Metazoa; Arthropoda; Insecta; Diptera; Drosophilidae
Gene: ND-15
Product: NADH dehydrogenase [ubiquinone] iron-sulfur protein 5
Exons: 3
Coding region: 151-456 (101 amino acids)
Source: RefSeq, a predicted model, not a curated record
AAAAACUCUGUUUCACACACACAAACAAAUCCACAUGCAUAGAGUCAGCUGUCGGCCGAUUAAAACGUUUGCCAACACUAAGCGCUAGUCGGUUCAAGAAAAACAGAAAGAAAUUGUUUUCAUUGCCAAUUUAUUGGAAUUUAAGGCAAGAUGUCUCUGACGCCGUUCCUGCGCCUGCCCCUCACGGAUCUGACCGGCUGCCUGAUUAACCAUCAGACCUACGACAAAUGUGGAAAAUUUGAGAUGAAAAUGAUGGACUGCUUGGAGGCUUACGGUCUGGAGCGCGGCAAAAAAGAGUGCGCCGAUCUGAUAUCCGACUUCCAGGAGUGCGUGGGCAUGAAUAAGCAGCUCUUGCGUUUCCAUGCCAUGAGGAACGAACGCUACAAGCAGUGGCUGGUGGGAGAGCGCAAGAGGUCCGAACUCCAUGCUGAGCCACCACGCGUGGAUGCCUAUUAAGAGGGAGAUCAAUUUCGUGUAAAACUUCAUAUGAAUAGGCGCAAAUUGUAUACAAAAUAAACAAAAUUAUAAAA